GAUUUUGACAGCAGACAUAACCACAAAAACAAGACCGUUUUCAGGUCCCAUGCGAAAUUUAACAAAAAAUCUCUACGUAGUGAAAAUAAAAUAAAAAAUUUUGUGUAUUCAGAAUAACGAAAAUAAUACAAUUUUAUUGUAUGAGCAAUCUGCCUCAUUCAUUACAAUCAAAGAAGACAAAAAAUGCGUUUAGGAGCAAUACUUUACGUUUACAAAGGUGAAUGGGGUCUUCCUUCAAUUGACUUUGAAUGUCUUAGGGCGCUGUGCCUUAUCAAAUUCACGAGAUGUCCAGUAAAAAUCGAAACAAACAGCAACCCACUUAGAUCAGGCAGUGGCAAAUUGCCCUAUUUACAAAUCGGAAACCAAAAAAUUGUUGGAUACCGGCAAAUUAAAGAAUUGCUUGAUAAAGAGGGCUACCCAGUCGAUGCAAAUUUAACACCAAAACAAAAGUUUCUAUCAGUUGCACACACUAAUUAUGUGUUCAAUAAUUUGCAUGCAUAUUUUAAUUAUUUUAUGUUUGGCGAAGCAAAUAAUAUUGAUUGUACACGAGCUUUAUACGCUAAAAGGACACCGUUCCCGUUUAAUUUCUAUUACCCAGGGAAAUAUCAUAAAGAAGCCCACAACAUUGUAAGCAUUUUAGGAGGAUUCGAUUUAAAUGACAAAGUUGAUGUCCAUGAAACCGAUUAUCUGGUUGCUAAUGCCAAAAAAUGCGUGAAUAUGCUCGCCAAAAAACUAGGAAAAAAAGUCUGGUUCUUUGGUGACUUUUACAGUGAGUUUGAUGCUAUUGUCUACGCAUACCUAUCGGUUUUAUAUAGUAUUUCACUGCCAAAUAACCCGCUCCAAUAUCACAUUAAAAGCUGCCAGAAUUUAGUGAAUUUCAUCAAUCGAAUAUCGAAAGAUGUUUUCAAACAGGAAACAUUUAAUUCCGUGAAAACUGCAAAAGGAAUCACAAAUGAUCCUAUGCUGACACCAACAGAACGUGAUUUCUUAGAAUCAGAAAAAAAGACAAAAAUUAUUGCUGCUACAGUGGCUGUCGUUGCAAUGGGAACAUUUGCAGCGUGGAAAGGUUUUUACCAAAGUAUCGUCCAAUCAAAUAAUUAUUAUGAUGGCUAUGAUUACGGUGAUGAUGAUGAUGAUGACACCGAGGGUGAAUGAAUAUGGAUACGACUCCAAUAUGUCUUUGAAACUUCCUCAUACAAUCGAUGCUACCUUCUUCACUUUCAGUCAAUGAAACUCAAAAGAUUAUUAAAUUCCCCAAGUAUUUUAAAAUUCAAAAAAGCCUGCGUAUAUCUAUGAUUGUGAUGAAUAUUUAGUGUGAAAUGAAAAAUCAUUUUCAAUAAUAUUUAUUCACAUUCAUGAACAUACAAGAUACUAAACCUUAUAUGUAGAAAUUUAAAAUAAAACACAAAACACUAAUAA
Molecule: messenger RNA, 1419 nt
Organism: Episyrphus balteatus (marmalade hoverfly)
Lineage: Eukaryota; Metazoa; Arthropoda; Insecta; Diptera; Syrphidae
Product: metaxin-1 homolog
Exons: 5
Coding region: 184-1155 (323 amino acids)
Biological process (GO): mitochondrion organization
Cellular component (GO): SAM complex
Source: RefSeq, a predicted model, not a curated record